Rotaria sordida is the source of this 782-nucleotide messenger RNA. Lineage: Eukaryota; Metazoa; Rotifera; Eurotatoria; Philodinida; Philodinidae. The record is from the annotation of a GenBank genome assembly.
UCCUAGCAUUCCUAAAAGACAAAAAAAAACCAGCUGUGCACGUAUGUUCUCAAUAGAAAACUGUCUAAUGAAUGCAUACAAUAAUUUAUUGUACUAUAGAAGAAAAUCUAUCGUUAAUAAAACGCGACAAUGUCAUUUUUGAUAAAAAGUGAAAAAUACAGAUUUGUCUUUGAACAAAACAAAAGACGAUUUGUUUCGACACAUAAAAGAGAAAAUAAGACAAUUAAGGUCAUUCGCCUGUCUUUCAUAGUAUCUCAUUUUCUCAUAUUAUCUUUACCUGUCUCUUUUUUUUUUUGGUGUCUAUUCACGAGACAUAAACUAAUUUAAAUUUGUAUGUGCAUACUUUCUUAUAUAGUGAUCAUCACCAUCACAUCUGUUGUCUCAUCUUUCGAUCACGAAUCGAUUUCAUCUGUCUCAUUCUAUUCUCUCUCGAUAUAAAUCUAUGUCAAACAGACGAUUGUCGAUGAUGUUCAGUUGAGUAGUAAAGAAUUCACACAAAAAAAUGUAUGAUCGAGAGGACAAUAUAGAGUCUACUGCCAUGCAAUAUAUAUGUAUGCAUACGGUUCACCGUUCUUUUUUUUUCUUCACUCUUUCUGUGUGAAUAUGUAUGUGCACACAAGAUGAAUUUAUUCAACAAGGGACAGAAUAGUGCAUCCUGACCGAGUUAUAUGCUUUUAUUCUUUGUUGGCGUAGUAAAUGAUGAUGGUGAUGAUGAUGAUGAUGAUGAUGAUGAUAAUGAUGAUCAUGAUGAUGAAAGAAUAACGGUAAUGGUAGAGAUUUAA